UUGGAAACCUGAGCAAACCAAAAAUCGAGGGAGGUAGAAAGUACUGGAGACCUACAGUUGGCCUUGAGCCUUGGCUUAGUAACAUCUGUGCUUUCAAGCAUAAACUCUGUGCAUGAAAAUUUAUAUCCCACCUAAUGACUUCUGAAAUUGAAAGGCUUGGAGUUAACAUCUUUGUACGCCAUUGUGCCAUGAAGCAAUGAUGAUUCCCAUCCAGCUGCCUAAAGAGAAAGAGAUAAGACUUUUAUGGAUGGAUUGUUUUUCUCAAAUAAUAUUAUCGCUUUAUGAUUAAAGUAAAGAUUAUUAAUUCCUGAGGCAAGAAGAUAUAAAAGCUCCAGAAACGUUGACUGGGACCACUGGAGACACUGAAGAAGGCAGGGGCCCUUAGAGUCUUGGUUGCCAAACAGAAUGCCCAUAUCCGCCUUAUCCGUAAGGAAGCUUGCCUUGGGCGCCCUCUGCUGGCCCUCCUGAAGCUAACAGGAGCGAGUGCUCGGUGGUUUACAAAUUGCCUCCAUUCAGAUUAUGAAACUGUUCAGCCUGCUAUAGUCUCUGGCACUGGCCCAGGAGGUCUUGCAGAUUUGCAGAUCAAGGAGAACCCAGGAGUUUCAAAGAAGCGCUAGUAAGGUCUCUGAGAUCCUUUCACUAGCUACAUCCUCAGGGUAGGAGGAAGAUGGCUUCCAGAAGCACGCAGCUGCUCCUAUUGCUGAGCUGCCUGGCCAAAACAGGAGUCCUGGGUGAUAUCAUCAUGAGACCCAGCUAUGCUCCUGGAUGGUUUUACCACAAGUCCAAUUGCUAUGGUUACUUCAGGAAGCUGAGAAACUGGUCUGAUGCCGAGCUCGAGUGUCAGUCUUACGGAAACGGAGCCCACCUGGCAUCUAUCCUGAGUUUAAAGGAAGCCAGCACCAUAGCAGAGUACAUAAGUGGCUAUCAGAGAAGCCAGCCGAUAUGGAUUGGCCUGCACGACCCACAGAAGAGGCAGCAGUGGCAGUGGAUUGAUGGGGCCAUGUAUCUGUACAGAUCCUGGUCUGGCAAGUCCAUGGGUGGGAACAAGCACUGUGCUGAGAUGAGCUCCAAUAACAACUUUUUAACUUGGAGCAGCAACGAAUGCAACAAGCACCAACACUUCCUGUGCAAGUACCGACCAUAGAGCAAGAAUCAAGAUUCUGCUAACUCCUGCACAGCCCCGUCCUCUUCCUUUAUGCUAGCCUGGCUAAAUCUGCUCAUUAUUUCAGAGGGAAAACCUAGCAAACUAAGAGUGAUAAGGCCCCUACUGCACUGGCUUUUUUAGGCUUAGAGACAGAAACUUUAGCACUGGCCCAGUAGUGGCUUCUAGCUCUAAAUGUUUGCCCCGCCAUCCCUUUCCACAGUAUCCUUCUUCCCUCCUCCCCUCUCUCUGGCUGUCUUGAGCAGUCUAGAAGAGUGCAUCUCCAGCCUGUGAAACAGCUGGGUCUUUGGCCAUAAGAAGUAAAGAUUUGAAGACAGAAGGAAGAAACUCAGGAGUAAGCUUCUAGCCCCCUUCAGCUUCUACACCCUUCUGCCCUCUCUCCAUUGCCUGCACCCCACCCCAGCCACUCAACUCCUGCUUGUUUUUCCUUUGGCCAUGGGAAGGUUUACCAGUAGAAUCCUUGCUAGGUUGAUGUGGGCCAUACAUUCCUUUAAUAAACCAUUGUGUACAUAAGAGGUUGCUGUGUUCCAGUUCAGUAAUGGUGAAUGUGGAAAAGUGAAAUAAGACCAAGAAAUACACCCAA
This is a messenger RNA of Gorilla gorilla gorilla (western lowland gorilla), 1745 nucleotides long. RefSeq names its product regenerating family member 4 (gene REG4). The transcript is spliced from 9 exons. The record is from RefSeq and is a predicted model, not a curated record. Bases 668 to 1144 code for a protein of 158 amino acids. NCBI's taxonomy places the organism in Eukaryota, Metazoa, Chordata, Mammalia, Primates, Hominidae.